CACCAAAACAAAACAAUCAUUAUGUAGCAACCCAUGUCAAUCAGUGGUCUAAGUGCAGUCAUCGAAACAAAAAUCAGAAAAUGUUCUCAAGGUAUGGAACGUUGGCGUCCAUAUUACUCAAACGAGGUCUUGCCGAUUCCACAUCACUGGUUCUCUCUCGGCAUAGCAAUGUCUACCCAUUUCGGCUAUCAAAAAACAAAAUUCGUAGAAACUACUGUGCAAGCAUAACAUCAUCAACGGAUGUUCAGGCCAACACUAACGAGCAACCUCUAUUGAAUGAAAUAUUGGAAGUUCUAGACGAACCGGAAAAAAUAGGAAGAGAUCAUAAGCAUUAUAGAGUUCUGAAACUGAAGAACGGAUUAACGGCUCUGUUGGUUUCUGAUCCGGUAUUGUAUCCACUUAACAAAGUUGUGGACGGCAUGAAAGCAACCGGAGGUCCCAAUGAAAGAGAAACGGAUGUUGAAAAACUUGGAGCGUGUUCUGUUUGUGUAAACGUUGGAUCAUUUAGUGAUCCGCGCGAUAUACAGGGUAUGGCUCAUUUCCUGGAGCACAUGGUUUUCAUGGGCAGCAGCAAAUAUCCGCACGAGAAUGAAUUCGAUCAGUACGUUAAACGUUGUGCUGGAUUUAACAAUGCCGAAACGGAUUUUGAAGACACUUCGUAUUACAUUGAAGUGGCCGACAAAUGUUUACCCGGUGCACUGGAUCGCUUUUCACAGUUUUUCAAAGAUCCUCUAUUGCUAAAAGAAGCGAUGCGGCGGGAAAGACAAGCGGUUGACUCGGAGUUUCUGUUAAAGAUGCAGGGUGAUGAUGUUCGAAAGGAACAAAUCCUGGCCUCCAUGGGAAAUCCGGACCAUCCAUGCAACACAUUCAGUUGGGGAAAUUUUCGAACGUUACGAGACAAUAUAUCGGAUGAUGAAUUGCACAAACGUGUCCAUGCAUUUCACAAGCGGCAUUAUUCAGCGAAUCGUAUGUUCGUUUGCAUACAAGCUCAAUACUCGUUGGAUGUUAUCCAGGAUCUGUUGCUGAAACACUUUAGUGAUAUACCGAAUAACGAAUUGCCGGGAUGUGACUAUUCGGCUUUCUCUCACUUGAAUGCUUUCCAAGAAUGUUUCUCGAAUCAAGUGUAUGUUGUGAAGCCGACAGCUAAUGUGUCUAAAUUGGAAAUAACAUUUUGUAUGGAGCCCCUUGCGCAAGAAUACAGAACCAAGCGACAUCACUUCGUUGCAUACUUACUAGGCUACGAGGGACAUGGUAGCCUUAUAAGUCACCUACGUAAGAAGAAUUGGGCGUUGGAACUGGCCACUGGGCUGGAUAGCUCUGGAUUUGGAUCGAAUCAGUUUUUUUCUUUGUUCAAAAUUUCGGUUUACCUGACAAGCGAUGGAAUGAAUAACGUCAAAGGGGUCCUUGCAGCUGUAUUCGGAUACAUAAAAUAUUUAGAAAUUGUCGAUCCGAAGACUCAUGGCGAGGUGCUGUACAGAGAAAUACAGAGUAUCGAAGCCACGAACUUCAAUUUCCGAAAAGAGCCAAGCCCGCUUCAAAACGUUGAAAAUUUGGUCUCCAAUCUAAAAAACUAUCCGCCCAAAGACUUACUGACCGGUCCAAGUUUAUUUUUCGAAUACGAUUACAAUGCCAUCCAAACGUUCAUCGAGAAAAUGUACCGAUCGAAAAAGAACAUCAUGAUCACCACAAAGAAACCGUUUGAGGGUCGGGAAUUUGAUCGAUUGGAGCGAUGGUGCGGAACCCGAUAUUGUACGUUUGAUAUUCCUUCCGAUUGGGCGGAGACGUGGAAAAAUCCACAAAUUUUGGACGAUUUUAAACUACCCGAGCCCAAUACUUACAUACCGACGGAUUUGUCAAUCGUCUACAAACCGGGUGAGUUGACUGUCUCGACACAUCCAACGAAAAUAUUAGAGAACGACGUGUGUGAAUUGUGGUUCCGACAAGACGACAGAUUUCUCUUACCGAGAUCGUAUUACUACUUUUAUUUUAUAAGUCCUAUGGCACGAGGUAGCAUUGAAAACAUUGUAAUGAUGUCGGUGUACUCAAUGCUCCUACGAUAUAAAGUUGUUGAGAGUUUGUAUCCGGCUACGGUGGCUGGACUGAGUUAUUCUACACUUCCGUCUGAGAAAGGAAUUUUUCUAAAAUUCAGUGGAUACAGCCAGAAUUUACAUCAUUUGGUUAAUGCUUUUAUUGCGAAAAUGCUAACAUUUGCUGAUGAGAUUACCGAAGAAGAAUUUAAUAUGUUGGCGGAGCAGCAGUUGAAGAACUACUUCAACACAAUGAUCAAUACGAAGGCGUACGCAAAAGCACUUCGCUUGUCCAUCAUCGACAACGAAUUCUAUCCAACUAACGAAAAAUACGAAGCGUUGAAAAAACUGACAGUUGGUGACUUCAAACGAUAUGCAAAUCGAUUUCUGAAGGAACUGAAGAUACAAGCUCUAUUCCAAGGAAACCUGAACGAAGAUACAGCUCUGACAGUUAUGAAUGAUGUUCUUGAUCAAUUAAAGCCGCGGCCAGUCGUUAACGCGUCAGCAAUGGUCUUACAAGCACACAAACUGCCGGUGGGUGCACAUUAUUUUCGUUGUGCGUCAUUCAAUCCGAAUGAUGUGAACUCAUUGACGUGCAAUUUUUACCAAAUUGGUCCAAUGACCGUGAAAACCCUCAAUUUUAUCGAAUUGCUGAUGAUGUUAGCUGAAGAACCACUCUUUAACACAUUACGUUCGAAAGAGCAACUCGGCUACGAUGUAUCGUGUGGCUUGCGGGAUAACUACGGCAUCUUAGGCUAUUCGAUUAUGGUCAAUUCGCAGGAGAAUAAAUUCUCCUCUGAGUACAUCGAUGAGCGAAUCGAAGCGUUCCGGUCUGAGCUGCUGAACAUUAUUUCGAGAACGACAGAUAGUGACUUUCAACAGUAUAAGGAGUCGUUGGCGAAAAUCAAACUUAACGACGACAAUGACAUGAAAGAUGAGGUGGCUCGACAUUGGAUUGAAAUAAUAACCGAUGAAUAUGCGUUCGAUCGUGCCAUUAGAGAUGUUGAGUGCUUGAACACGAUCACAAAAUCGGAUUUUGUUGAAUUCUUUCAGAAACAUUUCCAUCACACAAAGAAAUUGUCGAUUCAAGUUAUCGGUGUUAAAGAUCCAACAACAAAUACCAUCACUCAUUCUAAAGACCGGUCACCACAUGACAAAGAGUUUACAUUUAAAAUGAUUCCCUUGUCCAAACCGUUCAAAGGACACUGCAUCCAAAGCAUAGCUGAGUUUGUUAAAAAUUUAGAACUUUAUCCUGUAAUACGUACAAAUUUCAAGUGUGAAGAGUAAUAAAACGUAUUCAAAUUUCUCAGCGUGUCUUAAUGUUAAUGCUAAAUUGAUAAGGGCUUUCAAUGAUGAAAGUUCUGUCUCAAAAUUUAUUUUCGAACAAAAUCUAGAAUUUGAUUAC
Bradysia coprophila is the source of this 3432-nucleotide messenger RNA. RefSeq names its product nardilysin-like. Gene Ontology annotation, biological process: proteolysis. NCBI's taxonomy places the organism in Eukaryota, Metazoa, Arthropoda, Insecta, Diptera, Sciaridae. The record is from RefSeq and is a predicted model, not a curated record. Gene Ontology annotation, molecular function: metalloendopeptidase activity; metal ion binding.